CAACAAGCAAGUACUGCAGAUGCAUAGUCACGUUUGAAUUUUAUUUAAAUAAAAAUGAAAAUGUAUUACCUGCUAAUUAAAAAUGUUGCUAUUGUUCUCCAUCUAGUUAAAAAUUUUAGUGUUUGUCAAGAAAACUUUUUAGAACAAGUUUUGUUCUAAUACAUGUGGUUCUUAAGUUGAUAAUGUUACUGUGUCCCUAUUUACUGUCAGCAGCUGAGGUUCAUUUUUAGAUCAUAACAGUUUCUCUUAGAUGAUUUUUCUUGCUUCUUUGAAACUCUUUUCUAAACAUUUUUCAUUUUUACCCAAAUCUAGGGUGAAAAAUGCACUUCUGACACAUGCAUGAAUCACCUCUUUGUUUGAAAUAGGCCUGUGAGGAAACCCUGUUCCUGUGCAGUCUAUUCUUAAAGGGAAGUGAAGACUUGCUUGUGCAGCACUUUGUUUUUCUUUUCAUGCAGACACCACAGUUAGCACACACACUUGCAGCACGAACCACCCAGCUAAGCUGUCUUCUUCAGAAAAAAUGGCCCCCGAGGAGUUUGACGGUGGGACAGCGGUGGCUUGUGUGAUCCUGGGUCUGUCCUUUCUGAUAGGAGCUCCAGGGAACCUUCUGGUGAUCUGGACCAUCCUGAGACACGUCAAGCAGCGUUCCCACACAGUGGUGAUCAUCCUGCACCUGGCUGCUGCGGACCUGCUGGUCCUCAUCACCCUGCCUGUGUGGAUCUACUCCCUGGCCCACUCCUGGGUGUUUGGAGAGGCCUCCUGUAAAGCCAUGGUGUACAUGAUCAACGCCUGCAUGUACAGCAGCGUUUUCCUCAUCACCCUCAUGAGCGUGGAACGUUUUGUGGCCGUGCGCUAUCCUUUUGCCUCAGCUGACUGGAAGAGGAAAAAAGCUCUGAAUAAAGUACUGCUGACUUUGUGGACUGCAGCAUUCUUGUUCAGCAUACCUGUCAUCCCAACUCAGGUUGUAGGGGAGGAUUCUGGUAAGGAGCACUGUCUGUACCGCCAGUACACUUCUAACACCCAGGAGCUGGUGUGCGUGCUGCUAGAGACGCUGGUGGGGUACAUAUUACCCCUCACCAUCUUGGUGGUGUGCUAUGGCUGCCUGUGCAGCCGGAUUACUCAGAUGACCUUCAAGUCCAAGCGCAAGUCUACUGUUCUUAUCGCCAGUGUAGUGGUUAUGUUUGCCAUUUGUUGGACACCUCAUCACAUAGGAAAUUUCCUCUCGCUCAUCAUCCUGGCCACUCAAUACUCCUUCUCUGAUGCAGCAGAGAGUCUGGAGAAUGUCAGGAGCACCAUGAGCUUCAUCGCUGGAGCCAUGGUCUUCAUCAGCAGCACUGUUAACCCCAUCCUCUACAUGUUUGCAGCUCGCUCCUUCAGGAAGUCCCUGCGUGACACUGGCAUCCAGAAGCUCUUCCGCCACAUCUCCAGCACCUCCCCAGGCGAGGGUAACAGAGAGGUGUCCUUUGUGUCGAAGAGACACAGCAAACAGACCAACAGCUCUCAGUGUGUGUCGGAGUCAAAAGACCAAAUGAACAUAUUGGUCACAAUGUGUGAAAAUCCAUCCUGAUAUGGAAAAUCUAUGGGGAAAUGUCUGUGCUGUGUGUGAGAGUGUAGAUAUUCAUGGGUAGACAAUAUGUAUCUUGUAAUGAUGGAAACUUUGCCUGAAAUGAAGCUUAUUUUGUAUGAAAUUACAACAUAGAUUAACAGGAUGUCCGUUUGUCCGUCCAAACAAUACUUGUCCAACUCUGUAAAUGACCCACUUUACAUGUUUUUUUUUAGUUGUGAACAUAUAUUUAUAAACACGUUAUAUAUUAUGUACAAAGACUUAUGCCAUGCAGUAUUAAAAAGUAGUACAGUAAAUACUUAUAUACACGACGUCUCAAUGUCUCACUGUAAGAAAUUGUACUGAUCAUGUUAUUAAUUCUGUUUAAGGCAUUUUCUUAAACUGCCUGUAUUUCUGGGAAAGUGGUUAGACAAAACACAGUAGCUGGAAAUCCUGUGAUUGUAUCUCCCACUUCUUAUAUCUGCUUGUGCCAUGGGGAAAUAUUUAACUCACACGCUGCGGCUGUUUUGAUGAAUACAAGACUUUGAGAAAUGUUUAAUCUUGCUGUCUCUUUAUGUCUUCGGGAGCUGUAACCGUUGAUACCACUGGACUGUGCAAAUGUCAAUUUUCACAAGAAAUUUUGUUUAAUUUUCUCAUGAUGCCGUGUUUUAAUCUCUCAUGGAAUCCAAAAAUUACUACUGUUGUAAAAAUGUUUUUCACUCUCGACAAAUACGGUAACAAUUGUCCUUCUAUCACACUACAGACAUCAGUCAUACUUUCAACUUCCUCUCAAUGAAAAGAUUGCAAAAUGAAAAACUGCAUGUUCCCUUUGGUGAGCAGCAAAAAGCGGAAUCAUGUCUUAAUGGCUUGUCACAGUCACAGUCAAUCUUGACAGUUCAGUGUCAGCUUAUUUACUAAUGUUUGCAUAUUUUUCUCACACAGGCCAGUUAUAUAUAAUAUUCUAUUACCAUUAUCACCAUGCUGAGAUUGUCUGUUGCCAUAAUAACUCAAAAUGGUUGCUCCCAACUGACCAGUAGAUGGCAAUGGCAUCACUGUGCACAAAUUCAGUUUUGCAAUUAUUUCAGUCUGGUGUAAUAAUAAUCAUAAUAAUAAUAAUAAUAAUAUCAGUAAUAAUAAUAAUAAUAAUCAUAACAACAACAACAUAUAUAUUGGUAUUCAUAUUACACUACAGUUCCUCAAAUAUAAGUGACUAUGGCCUUUCAGGGCAGCUCAAAGCAGAUUUUGACACACAGGGAAGAAAUAUUGAGUAUUUUUUUUUUUCUUUUUUAAAGGAAGAAUUGACAUUUCACAGUAAUGAUUUUCCCAUGGGAUAUCGUUUGUGUAUUGUGUUGAAUACUAUGAGAUGGCUAAUUUGUGAUAAUGACUUGAACUGAUGAUUGAAUAA
Toxotes jaculatrix (banded archerfish) is the source of this 2948-nucleotide messenger RNA. RefSeq lists its product as uncharacterized. Gene Ontology annotation, molecular function: G protein-coupled receptor activity. Gene Ontology annotation, biological process: G protein-coupled receptor signaling pathway. Lineage: Eukaryota; Metazoa; Chordata; Actinopteri; Toxotidae. Bases 521 to 1567 code for a protein of 348 amino acids. The record is from RefSeq and is a predicted model, not a curated record. The transcript has a single exon. Gene Ontology annotation, cellular component: membrane.